AAAACAAAACUCAAGCAGCACAAUCAGCACAAUCAUAUUUUGUGCUGCACACCUGCCGUUGAAGAUCGCUCGAUCGUCCUUAGCGCUCGACCACGACUCAGCUGCCCGUCUUGUCUUGCCUCUCCCGCCAGACAGAAACACCUGUUCCGUUCAUCGGGAACCUCACUGGGUGCCGUGCCCGCGGAUUCCACAUUAAAUCUGACUUCAUGGGAAAUUGAUCUCCAAUUUCGAUUAUGGACUUUCGGUCUUUACCCAAGAUAGAGCUACAUGCUCACCUGAGUGGAAGUAUUAGUCGAGAAUGCCUUCAUGAGGUAUGGCUUCAGAAAAAGGAGCGAGGAGAGACGACGUUGGAGGACCCUUUGGUUGAGAUGCCAGCUGGUAAGUUUGAUUAUGAUUUAGAUACCUUCUUUCCACUUUUCUCGAGAUACAUCUACUCUCUCUGUAAUGACCUCUCUUCCUUGAUCUACACUACAAACUCCGUUCUUGAAGACUUUCAAGCAGAUGGAGUUGUCUAUCUCGAGCUUCGCACAACUCCUCGAGCCAUUCCAUCAGCCAACAUUACGAAAGUUGACUAUGUCCAGACAACUCUCGACUGCAUCUCAAAAUUCAAUGCCUCAUCCUCCAUGAAAACACACUUGAUCCUCUCUAUCGAUCGUCGGAACGAUCUCCCUGUCGCUCUCGAAGUCGUGGACCUUGCCAUCAAAUUUCGAGACCAAGGUGUCGUUGGUAUUGACCUCUGCGGAGACCCAGCGGUAGGGGAGGUAGCCAUCUUUCGACCAGCAUUCGAGAAAGCCAAGAAAAAUGAUCUCGAGAUCACCAUCCAUUUCGCUGAAGCCCCUCAGUCAUCAACUGCACAAGAACUAUGGACCUUGCUCUCAUACAACCCUGAUCGAAUCGGCCACGUGAUCCACGUUCCAGAAGACGUGAGAGAAGAGAUCGUCAAGAGUAAACUGGGACUUGAGCUCUGCUUGAGCUGUAAUGUCCAUGCCAAGAUGAUCGCAGGCACUUAUUCGGACCACCACUUUGGAUGGUGGAGGGAGACGGGAUGUCCGAUUGCGCUGAGCACCGACGAUGUCGGCAUCUUUGGCAGCGCUCUCUCAAAUGAGUACGCGCUUAUUGCAGAACACUUCGGACUCGAUAGAAAGCAGACCUGUGAUCUUGCUCGAGGAGCUAUCGACACCAUAUUCGGAAGUGAAGAGGAGAAGAAGAGGUUGAGAGAGAUAAUGUGGAAAUGAAAGUACAUGGCCUCGCGACUAGUGC
Hyaloscypha bicolor E is the source of this 1260-nucleotide messenger RNA. RefSeq names its product Metallo-dependent hydrolase. Gene Ontology annotation, biological process: adenosine catabolic process; inosine biosynthetic process. NCBI's taxonomy places the organism in Eukaryota, Fungi, Ascomycota, Leotiomycetes, Helotiales, Hyaloscyphaceae. The transcript is spliced from 4 exons. Gene Ontology annotation, molecular function: adenosine deaminase activity. Bases 234 to 1235 code for a protein of 333 amino acids. The record is from RefSeq and is a predicted model, not a curated record.